UAGGUAGGAAAGUAACCGCCCGCCCUUGCGAACUAUAACUGCCGAUAAGAUUUACUGCGCAGCAAUCAGCAAUACGACUCCUACUACCAGACAUCGCAAUUAUAAUGCUGGCUGGAUACCUAGAAGCGCUUUUGGUUUUAUAGCUGACAUUUGUGGCUGCGUCGCUGUUUCCGCGUGUCAGGCCUCGCUCCCGUGAAGUGCUCGCGGACAAUUGUUUUGCUGGUUGCUAGGUUACGGUACUAUGCCAGUUGCCCGCUCUCUGGGUUUGGCGCGCGCGGUACCUUUCGGAGCAUCCUCGCCUAGCAACCCAACUGUAACUUCCGGACAGAAUUUGGUCGCCUUUGGUUUUUACCCGGAGGCUCGGAACGCAAAACAGGAAGUUGUUAAGGCCAUUGCCAUCUGUCACCGGCAAGUCAAGAUCCUGGAGAGCCAGUUAAUGAAAAUAUCAGAGGAACCUGCAGACUCAGAGAUAAAGGACAUGGAGAAGAUUCAGCUAAAUGAGCAAAUUCUGUUUCUCACACUGAAGAUUGUCUCUCUGCUGACUGGAGAGGAUUAUAUUGUUGUGAGACAGUCGGCAGAUGAUGCCAAACACAGAUGCAAGGUGUGCAUGGUAAAUGGAUUCUGCAAGCACCAUACCCCGCCUUUGGAUCAUUCCACGGGUAAGGAAAGAGACAAGGAGAUUCUGGAAAUCAUAAGCAAUAUCAUUUUCCUGCUGACUGAAGAGGUCACUGUAAGGUGUGAGGAUGUUUCUGUCUAUUUCUCCAAGGAAGAAUGGGAGUAUUUAAGUUGUAACAAGACCCUAUACAAGGAAGUAAUGCAACCGAAUUCUCCACCUUUAUGCUUAUUGGAUUGGGAAAAUAACCUUGAUUCUCAGGAUAAUCUAAAAGCAGAAUAUGGUUGGGAUGAUGUCCCGUGCCAGGGUGAAGACAUGGCUGAAGAAGAUUACAAAGUAGAAACUCUCCUAAACUCUGCAUUUCCUCCUGUAGAACUGAAUUUGGCCAAUAGUGCAUCACAUUCUGCGUACAAGAAAUCAGUUUCUUAUGAAGAGGGAACACAAAGGAGCCCAAAUAUCGUCGUUUUAGCAUUUACUGAAAACAUGCAGAUAACCAAUGCAGCCAUUGAUAAAGCAUGCAGCCUGAAUACCCCUUUGUCAGAGAUAAAGGGCAAGGAAAAUGGUAAAAUGGUGACUAACAAGUCCAUCUCUGCGUCUCCUCUUAAAAAACACACCAAGGCCACAUAUAUCUGCGGGUUGUGUCAGAAGCUUUUCCCCUGUAACCGAGAUCUCAUUAGGCACCAGAAAUACCACACCGGGGAGAAGCCGUUUUCGUGUUCCGUAUGUGGGAAGUGCUACGGAGACAACACGCUUCUCGUUCGGCACCAGCGAAUUCACACCGCCGAUAGGCUAUUCCCAUGCCCUGAAUGUGGCAAGUUCUUUGUAGAUCGCUCCCAGCUGCUUAUUCAUCAAACCAGUCACACGGGUGAAAAACGCUAUUCUUGCGCCGAGUGUGGGAAGUGGUUUUACUACGCGUCUGCUCUCACGAAGCACCAGAGGAUCCACACCGGAGAGAAGCCGUAUUCCUGUUCUUUCUGCGGGAAGAGAUUCAACGACAACUCCAUUCUUACGAGACACGAGAGGAUUCACACAGGAGAGAAGCCAUUUGCCUGUACGGUAUGUGGCAAACGCUAUACGCGCCGCUCGCACCUGAGCGAACAUCAGAGGAGCCACACGGGAGAAACGCCUUUUAUCUGUUCCGAGUGUGGAAUAUGCUUUGGGCGGCAAAGUCAUCUAAAAGCUCAUUUUAGAAUUCACACAAGUCAAGCUCCUUUAUCCUAAUAUGGGAUUAUACUGAAAUGUUUAUCAAGGGCUUGAUUAUGAUGCCCCACGUAGUGUUUAAAGAGCAAAAAAGGCCAAAAUAAGACAUUGUAAAAUACCAAGGCCUCUGUUUUGGAUUUUCAGAUCUGUUGCUCAGUGCAGAGCGCGGCAUCUGGGGGGAAUACGUUCUUACAGGAACAGUAACACCAAAAAAAUGAAAGUGUAUCAAAGUGAUUAAAGGACUAGUAACA
Molecule: messenger RNA, 2064 nt
Organism: Xenopus laevis (African clawed frog)
Lineage: Eukaryota; Metazoa; Chordata; Amphibia; Anura; Pipidae
Gene: znf329.L
Product: zinc finger protein 2
Exons: 5
Coding region: 242-1834 (530 amino acids)
Source: RefSeq, a predicted model, not a curated record